AUGCUCCGUUCUAUCUCUCUCCUCAAGGCCACUGCUGUCCUUAGUCUCGGCCAUGCGAUAUCGGCUCAAAACAGCACGACUAACUCCUGGCCAUGGCAGACCUACCGCUCUGAGCCCGCAUUGCAGCCCCCCUCCCUGAAGAUCACUCAGACCGGCGACAUCGCAGAGGGUCACCUCUUCUUCGGCCAGUCCGGCUCUGGCGCCCAUAACUACUCCGUUUUCAUCAUGAGCAGCGACAACGAGCUGAUCUGGGAGGGCCCGUACGGCGACGUCUCCGCUUGGCGCGCUCAAACAUUGGAUGGCGAGCCCGUCUUGACAAUGUACACAGGUAUCACGAUGCCAGAGCCCUAUGGCUUCGGCUACGGUGCCGUGUUCAUCUAUGACCAAACCUACCAGAACAUCUACAACGUUACCCUUGCCCAGCACAAGGAUGGUCUUAAUUUGCAGACCUUCACCAGCUGGGAUUCUUCCGGCCUCACAAACGGGAGCUGGAUCGACAUGCAUGAAGACCUUAUCACGCCCCAAGGCACCAUGUUUUUCCCAGCCAACAACGUCACACAGACGGAUCUGACCUCUGUUGGUGGCCCUACAGACGGCUGGAUCGUUGACUCCCUCUUCUUUGAGAUGGACAUCAAGACGAACGAGAUCCUCUUCCAGUGGAGCCAUCUGGACCACUUGGACGAAAUCCCUCUGGCUGACUCUGCUGUGGUCUACCCUCUAGAGGAUCUCGGGAGUAACCAGUCGUACCCCUGGGGACCAUUUCACAUCAACUCGGUUGAGCGAUUUGCGGAUGGCGGCUUCUUGGUGUCAUCACGAUACUACUGCUCCAUCUUCAAGAUUGCCCAUGAUGGAUCGGUCGAGUGGACUCUGAGCGGUCGCACUGGUGGCUCCUUCGCUCUGAAGAACGGCCUGUCCUUCUGCUACCAGCACGAUGCUCGCAUACACGCCGAGGGCAAUGGCACUACGCUUAUUUCGCUGUUCAACAACGAUAAUAGCGGCGUUGUUUCUGGUGUCAACCAGACUUCUGGCAUCCUUCUGAAAGUCAAUACGGCCACUUGGGAGGCUACUCUGGAGCACGAAUUCAUCGAUCCUGAGGACACCAUCUUCGCUGUAUCCCAGGGUAAUGUUCAGGUUCUGAACGACGGAAGCGGCCACGUGGUCAUUGGCUACGGUAGCACGCCCAAGAUCAAGGAAUUCAAUGCCGAGGGCGAAUGUGUCUUCACCGCACAGUUUGGUGAGGAUAAACUCAUUCAGAGCUACCGAAACCACCGAUCCCCUUGGGUUGGAAAGCCUUACUACGGUCCCAAGGCUUUCGCCUGUAACGUCAAUAACCAAACCGAGGUCUAUAUGAGCUGGAAUGGCGCGACUGAGAAUGAAAAGUGGACGGUGUUCGCUGGCGCAUCUGAGGACGCCUUGAGUGAAAAGGUUACUGUUGGAAAGACCGGCUUCGAAACAAAGGCCGUGUUUGCUGGCUCUGAUCAAUUCGUCCGCGUCGAGAGCGCCGGCGAUGGUAUCAAGACUGGUGUGUCCGAGGUUGUAGCUGUCGAGAGCCAGUGCUAG
Messenger RNA from Colletotrichum spaethianum, 1560 nucleotides. RefSeq lists its product as uncharacterized. The record is from RefSeq and is a predicted model, not a curated record. Bases 1 to 1560 code for a protein of 519 amino acids. NCBI's taxonomy places the organism in Eukaryota, Fungi, Ascomycota, Sordariomycetes, Glomerellales, Glomerellaceae. The transcript is spliced from 3 exons.